AUGCCAGUAACAGAAACUUCCUGGUUGUCGCGCUUCACCUGCCGAAAUUGAAGCAUUAAUUUACACAAAAACACAAUCGCCUGCUACAACAAACUGACUUUUCAUCGCUACCUCGCGUGCCCUGUGUGGAAGCGGAGAGAAAAACCAUCAUUCGAAGCAGAGAAAUCAGUGACGCGGUGCUGGAGCAUUCAGAGAACACAGAGGAUGAGGGUGUUUCCCGGUGGGAAGGAUGAAGAGUUCCCCAGCUAGCCGCAGUCGGGACAUCGAGCGUCAGGCAGGAUAUCUGCGGCCGGAGCACUGCGUGCCGCCACCUCCACGGACAUACUCUGCCAACGACAUGUGGUUCAUCCGGGACGGCUGCGGCAUCGUGUGCGGCGUGAUCACGUGGCUGCUGGUCUUCUACGCUGAGUUUGUGGUCGUCUUCGUAAUGCUGCUGCCAGUGAAGAAUGUGCUGUACAGCCUAAUUAACGGCGCCUUGUUUAACGGACUGGCUUUCCUCGCCCUGGCCUCACACUUCAAAGCCAUGUGCACCGACCCGGGAGCCGUUCCAAAGGGAAACGCCACUAAAGAGUUUAUCGAGAGUCUGCAGCUCAAGCCUGGACAGGUGGUGUAUAAAUGUCCCAAAUGCUGCAGCAUCAAACCGGAUAGAGCUCAUCACUGCAGUGUGUGUAAGCGCUGUAUCAGGAAGAUGGACCAUCAUUGUCCCUGGGUCAACAACUGUGUGGGAGAGAGCAACCAAAAAUACUUUGUGCUUUUCACUAUGUACAUUGCUUUGAUUUCUCUUCAUGCUCUCAUCAUGGUCGCUAUCAAUUUUAUCUUCUGUUUGGAAGAAGACUGGGGAAAGUGCAGUUCCUUCUCUCCUCCGACGACCGUCAUCCUCCUCAUCCUCCUGUGCUUUGAGAGCCUGCUCUUCCUCAUCUUCACUGCUGUGAUGUUCGGGACGCAGAUUCACUCCAUCUGUAACGAUGAGACUGGAAUCGAGCAGCUGAAGAAAGAAGAGAAACGAUGGGCCAAAAGGUCCAAGUGGAUGAACAUGAAGGUGGUGUUCGGCCACCCGUUCUCUGUGGCCUGGCUGAGUCCGUUUGCCCCGCCGGAUCACGGGAAGGCCAAUCUCUACCAGUAUGUGGUCUGAGCCGUCUCUACACAAACAUCUCUCUUUACUUUUAACUCCGUCUGCUCUGAAAGACCUCACCGCACAGAACUCUAGUGGCCUCUUUCCGCUCAUCGAGACACUGACAGCCUCGGAGAGGGACACUGACGUCCAGCUGCUCUGUUAUAAUCAAUCCCGCACUGUGAACACUGACGUUUAUCAAUGAUGUUUGUGAUGAACUGGAUCUAGAUUCUAGAGGCCUUGAGCAUGGACCUUACUAACCAUCACCAGCCGUGGCAAAUAACUGAAGUGUUUUUUUUCUAGAUUGACAGAUGCCUUUACCAUUCGCUGGUUAAUUAGGAAAUGCCUUUUCUUUUGUUCUUCUUCAUUCUCUGCUCGAGCCUUAGCACAGAAAUGCUGCUGUAGUGUGAGGAAUCUUUCUUUGCCAAAUUUUAUUCCAUUAUGAAGUAUAAUCAAUUUUUUUUUUCUUUCUUGAUCAAAACAAAUUUAUCACUUGCAUAACACUAGAGGGUGAAUAUCAUGAAAACGUCUGGGCCAUAUUUCAUACCAAAAUCCUUUUUAUUUUUUGCAUUGUGACAUUAUUUUCAUGACAAUUAAAUGCAUCAUUCUAUCAAAUUUA
Molecule: messenger RNA, 1730 nt
Organism: Cyprinus carpio (common carp)
Lineage: Eukaryota; Metazoa; Chordata; Actinopteri; Cypriniformes; Cyprinidae
Product: palmitoyltransferase ZDHHC3-like
Biological process (GO): protein targeting to membrane; peptidyl-L-cysteine S-palmitoylation
Cellular component (GO): Golgi apparatus; endoplasmic reticulum
Molecular function (GO): protein-cysteine S-palmitoyltransferase activity
Source: RefSeq, a predicted model, not a curated record